CCCUCUGCUUGGUCGCCAUUGCGGGAUGCGGUGCUGCCCUCGCGGCCCUUCUCUCGCGUGAAGCAGGGGCUGCUCGCGACUGGGGCUGCCUUCCGACCUGACGGGACCGUUCGGAGCCCCGGUUGCCCCGUAUGGCGGCUGGGUGCCGGUGGCCUGUGCUCUGCUGGGACCGGCGGGUGUGGGCUCCGCCAGCCGUGCCUCCGCCCUCAGUGAGGGGCUGAGCCGGCGGGGCUGGCCGGCCGGCGGCGGGAGGGAGAAAACAGCUCCGUCCCGUAAAGGAGCUGUUGCCGUUUAACUAGAAUUCAUGCAGGCUUACUGUCGGGAUGGAUUUCUGAUUGUAACUGGUUGCUUUUCCUUUGCUGUGCCGUUGUGCUGGGUAUCUGUGUGCUUAGCGGGACGUUGUUCGGUGCCUCUGGUAGGCAGCCCGGUGCCCGGCACCUUAUUGGUGUUAUCUGACUGGCCCUGUGUGCACAGGGCUCUGGGGUUGUACGUCAAAGGAAACAUGGCAGAUCCUUGGCAAGAAUGUAUGGAUUAUGCAGUUACAUUGGCAAAGAAAGCUGGGGAAAUAAUCCGUGGAGCACUCAAAGAAGAAAAAUCCAUUAUGAUUAAAAGUUCACCAGUAGAUCUAGUGACUGAAACUGAUCAAAAAGUAGAAAACUUCAUUAUCUCAUUGAUAAGAGAAAAGUAUCCUUCUCACAGCUUUAUUGGAGAAGAAUCAGUUGCAGCUGGAGGGGGCAGCAUUUUGACAGAUAGCCCUACAUGGAUUAUAGACCCUAUUGAUGGAACUACCAACUUCGUGCACAGGUUUCCAUUUGUGGCAGUUUCAAUUGGCUUUGUUGUAAACAAAAAGAUAGAGUUUGGAAUUGUGUAUAGCUGUGUUGAAGACAAGAUGUACACUGCUAGAAGAGGAAAAGGGGCAUUUUGCAAUGGUCAGAAACUUAAAGUGUCAGGCCAAGAAGACAUUACAAAAUCCCUUCUAGUGACAGAAUUGGGAUCAAAUCGUGAUCCAGAGACUAUAAAAAUUGUUCUUUCUAACAUGGAAAGACUCCUCAGUAUUCCUAUUCACGGGAUUAGAGCCGUUGGUACAGCAGCUGUAAACAUGUGCCUUGUGGCAGCAGGUGGAGCUGAUGCCUAUUAUGAAAUGGGGAUUCACUGCUGGGAUAUGGCAGGGGCUGGAAUCAUUAUUACUGAAGCAGGAGGUGUACUCCUGGAUGCAUCAGGUGGACCAUUUGAUUUGAUGUCUCGGAGAAUAAUUGCAGCAAGCAGUCGACCUAUUGCAGAGAGAAUAGCCAAAGCACUUCAGAUAAUUCCUCUGAAAAGAGAUGAUGCAACUAACUGAGUACCAAAGCUGCACCUUUAAACAUACAGUUAUACACUGGUUCUCUCUCUCAUGUGGUGGUUGUUCCACACCUGGCACCUGAUUAAAAAAAAGAAAAUAGAUUGUGUUCUUUCAGUACUGGAUAGCUUCUGGUGUGACUGUGAAGUAGUGUUUUGAGAUUGGACCAAGACCUAAGUAAGCUUUUAUUGUCAAGUAUUCUAUUUAGCAUUAAAAACACAUAUUUGCUUCCUUUUAUAGAUCUACAACUGCUGUUCUGAAGCUUUAUACUACACUGGAAAGCAUAGCUUAAGAUCUUUUGUUUAGUUACAUAAUAACAAAACUGAUCCACUAUCUCAAUGCCACAUAAUUGCAUCUGACCAGAAGCUAAAGGCAAUAUUGUUUAUCCAUUCUCUAACCUUUUAUCUCCUGACUGUUGUUUCUUUUUCAGUGUCAUCAGCAUAUCAAUUUCCUUAACUUGGUAGAGUUUUUCUAGAAGUAGUUGGUGUGUUUCUGAAUGUUUUUUUAGUUGCUUGUAGUUCAAAGCCCCUUUUAUUUACCAGUCUUUGUUUUUGUAGUCAUGGUUCUACCUUUUUUACAUGAGAUAAACGCAGUCUACUCUUUUGCUUUUUAUGUGGCCAAUAUUCUUGCAUAUUUAUUACAGUUGCAGAAAUAAUAAUUACUGUGCCAGGAAAACAUGUUUUUGCCAAGAAUAAGUUCUGAGCACACUUCCUAUUGACAGAUGGAUUUGCUCCAGAUUAAGACUGAAGUAUGACUUAAAUUUGUUCUGUCAGUUGGAAUUAUCAGCUUGUGUGUACUAGGUUCUUACUCUUAUUAUUUGAACUGUAAUACCCAUUAAUCUUGUUUGAAUUUCUCCAUGAUUAAUUAUUCCUUAGGUUCUGAAAUAAAGUCUGAACUGGCAAAAAAUAAGCCAGUAGUCCAGGCUCCUUACAUCAUUCUCUGUAAGUUAUAAAAGCAAUGACUGACCGAGUCCAGGCUUCCAUUGUGUUAUGUUGUUGAUAGGCACAAAAGAAAAUAUGUUUCUAACCCUAAGUGUUUUUAAAUCUAAGAAAUAUCAGUAAUCUAAUGCUUUAAGUUUAUUGUUCUGAACUUAUAAAACUAUACAGUUCUUUGCAUUUUUGAAUUUAAAAGUAUCAGUCUACUGACCAAAUAAUGAAUGCACUUUAAGAAAAAACCUUAAUUUAGAUCACUUUUUAACCUGAUUUUUCUGCGUCUGAGGUCUCGAAUAUAAAGUUGUCUUAUAGAGAUUGUCCAGUCAAAAGAUAGCAACAUUUUGGAAAAACUGACUUGUACUGCUGUCCCACUGUUUUUGUUUUGGCAAGUGAUCUUCUCUCUUGAAAGUUCCAGCAGAUCUCUUGUGGAAUUUGAACUUUUAAUAUCAGGGGGUUUUUUUGGUUUGUUUUGUUUUAUGAAUUUGCUGAAAUGUUGUAUUUGAAUCUGUAUCUAAUGCCAGAUGAUUAACAUUAAUGAUCAGCAGCUGCCUGAUAUUCGUAGGUUUCUGUAAAAAAAAAAAAAAAAAAAAA
Messenger RNA from Phasianus colchicus (ring-necked pheasant), 2859 nucleotides. RefSeq names its product inositol monophosphatase 1 (gene IMPA1). Gene Ontology annotation, biological process: phosphatidylinositol phosphate biosynthetic process; inositol metabolic process; signal transduction. Gene Ontology annotation, molecular function: inositol monophosphate 1-phosphatase activity. Lineage: Eukaryota; Metazoa; Chordata; Aves; Galliformes; Phasianidae. The record is from RefSeq and is a predicted model, not a curated record.